AUGGGAAAUGGGGGUGAGAAGGUAUGGUGGGCAAAAGUACUGAAGCAUUACAGGAAGACCAAGAGCGAUUUUGAUUUGUACUUCUGGAGAGCGUACUGGGACUUCCGUUUCAUGGUAUGGGAUGUGAAUAAGAGGACCCCGGCGAUGAUGUACGACAGAUUGAACGUUGUCAAGGCGACCAGCCCGGCCGACAAGAGCUAUCACAUUUACAUCAACUGUCUAAGCUUCUACGAAUUCUAUCAUGGUCCAACGUACAAUCCUAUUCACGUUUAUGGGCCAAAGUUCAAAACUGACUAA
Molecule: messenger RNA, 297 nt
Organism: Phytophthora nicotianae INRA-310
Lineage: Eukaryota; Oomycota; Peronosporomycetes; Peronosporales; Peronosporaceae
Exons: 1
Coding region: 1-297 (98 amino acids)
Source: RefSeq, a predicted model, not a curated record